This is a messenger RNA of Metarhizium brunneum ARSEF 3297, 3912 nucleotides long. RefSeq lists its product as uncharacterized. NCBI's taxonomy places the organism in Eukaryota, Fungi, Ascomycota, Sordariomycetes, Hypocreales, Clavicipitaceae. The record is from RefSeq and is a predicted model, not a curated record. Gene Ontology annotation, molecular function: oxidoreductase activity; FAD binding.
AUGUCUUUGCCCGCCGAGUCAAAAAUAGACGUCCUCAUCAUCGGGGCCGGCCCGGCAGGGCUGAUGAUGGCGACAUGGCUGGCCAGGUGCGGCGUCGGCGCGCGCAUCGUAGACAAGCGCGGCACCAAAAUAUUCAACGGCCAGGCAGACGGCCUGCAGUGCCGGACGCUCGAGAUCUUCGACUCCCUGGGCUUCGCGCACCGCGCGUGGCGCGAGUCCAACCACCUGCUGGAGAUAUGCCUGUGGAAUCCCGACGAGCACGGCCGCAUCCGCCGGAGCGCCCGCAUCCCCGACACGAUCCCCGGCAUCAGCCGAUUCCAGCAGGUGGUGCUGCACCAGGGCCGCAUCGAGCGGUUUCUCCUCGACGCCGUGGAGGAGGCGGGCAGCGACAUCCGGGUCGAGAGGGGCGUCGCGCCCACCAGCAUCGACAUUGACGAGUCGCGGGUGGACGACGACGACGCUCACCCCGUCACCGUCCGGCUGCGCCGUCUUUCGGAGGAGGAGGCGACGCCGGAACAGGCCGCGGGCUCUGGCGACGACGGCCCACCGGUCCAGGACGGCCUCUUCCGCAGCAACCUGGCCCCCCGGGACGACGCCGACCGCCUCCUGACCGCCGCGGCGGCCGGCACCGAGGAAGUCGUCCACGCCAGGUACGUGGUGGGCGCGGACGGCGCGCACUCGUGGACGCGGCGCCAGAUUGGGCUCGAGCUCGAGGGCGACUCGACCGACUACAUCUGGGGCGUCUUGGACAUGGUGCCCAUUACCGACUUUCCGGAUAUACGCAUGCGCUGCGCCAUCCACUCGGCCGACGCGGGCAGCAUCAUGGUCAUUCCCCGCGAGAACAAGCUGGUCCGGCUCUACAUCCAGCUCACGACGACGGAGAGGGUCGGAGACGAGGCGGCCAGGGCAGACCGGUCCAAGCUGAGUCCGCGGGUGAUUCUGGAGGCGGCGCAGCGCAUCAUGGCGCCAUACACCAUCUCCUACCGCAAGCUGGACUGGUGGACGGCGUAUCAAAUCGGCCAGCGGGUCGGCACCUCCUUUGCCGUCCACGACCGCGUGUUUCUGGCUGGAGAUGCGGUGCAUACACACAGCCCCAAGGCAGGCCAGGGCAUGAACGUCAGCAUGCAAGAUUCUUUCAAUCUCGGAUGGAAAAUGGCCAGCGUCGUCAAGGGCCAGGCACACAGGUGCAUCCUCAAAACCUACGAGUCUGAGCGGCGCCAGAUUGCACAGGACCUCAUCGCAUUCGACCACAAGUUUUCAAGACUCUUUUCGGGACGGCCGGCGAGGGACGUCAUGGACACGGAGGGCAUCAGCAUGCAAGAGUUUAAAACCGCCUUUGAAAAGGGCCACAUGUUUGCCAGCGGCAUAGCCGUCGACUACGGCAGCAGCGUCGUGGUGGCCAAGGACGACGGACACGGCAGAGUCGUCUCCGACCAGUCCGCCGCUCCCCACGUCCCUGUCGGGAGGCGAAUCCCCAGCGUCAAGGUGCUGAACCAGGCCGACGCCCGGCCGUGGCACCUGCACGAGCUGCUGCCGAGCAACGGGCGCUGGCGCGUUCUCCUUUUCCCCGGCGACGUCACCAGGGACGAGCAGCGGCAACGGCUCGCCCGCGUCGCCGCUGCGUUUGACGACGAGGCGUCCUUCCUCCGCAGGCACACGCCCGUCGGGGGGCGGUGCGACGACGUCUUCGAGGUCCUCACCAUACACCGCGCGCCGCGAACACAAGUCACCAUUUUCGACUUUCCCCCCGUCCUGCGACCGUAUGACGAAACCGACGGCUGGAGCUAUGACAGGAUCUUUGUAGACGAUGUUUCGUAUCACGAAGGCCACGGGGAGAUGUACCGGGCAUUUGGCAUCGCGCCGGCCGGCUGCCUCAUGAUUGUCCGGCCGGACCAGCAUGUAUCAUGCAAGAAGCGCAAGGAGCGAUGUGAUGGCCGCCAGCCGUGUGGUCGGUGCAACGAGCGCGGAGUAGAGGACAAAUGUCGUUUCGACACGGACCACGGCGUCCGACGGCGCCGCGCGCGGCAUCUAGGCACGGUGAAGCAGUCGGCGGCGGCGACGGCGCUGGAUGCCGAGGGAGUCGUGUGUUCGCCCCAGUCUGCAAACACGGCCUGGGAGCAGCAGUCGUCGGUGGCCGGGUUGCACCAGUCCCGGCUCGUCAGAGACAAGAGGGGCAGGUUUAUAUUCCUGGGCGACUCGGCAAACCUGUCGCUGCUCCGCGUCGUGCGCGACGUCGCCAGGACGUGCCACGGGGAGUCGAGAUUCGUGGCCGAUCCGCUGCGCGCCGGCUUCGUCGAGGCCUCGACAGACGACAGCGGCAGCUGGAUGGACGCGGCGGGAUGCGAGCCGGCCCCGGCCGUGUCUGCCCAAGAGGCCGAGUCCCUGGUGGACAUGUUUGAGAGGGCAACGUCCGGGCUGGUAGACUCUGUCGACACGGCCGAGCUGCGGACGCGCCUGGCCGCGGCGCUGCAUCACAAGUCGGCGCUGCCGGCGCAGGAGCGCAUCGUGCCGUACCUGGUCGUGGCCAUUGGCGCCCAGUCGUCGCCGCAGCUCGGCCACCAUGCCGAGGGCUUCUUCCGUCGCGGCCGGUAUCUCGCCGCGCGCCACCUGACGGACGACGCCAGCAUCAUGACGGUCCAGGCGUACGUGCUCAUCACCAUCUACCUGCUGUCGGCGUCGCGCCGGAACACGGCCUCAAUGCAUCUGAGAUUCGCCAUCGGGUCCCUGUACGCGCUCGGGAUACACAGAAAGGCCGUCGCGCUGCGGUUCACCAAAAAGGAGGCUCUGCUGCGGGAGAAGCUGUGGACGACGGUCCGCAUCCUCGACCUGUUCCUGAGCGCCUCGCUCGGCCGGCCGGUGGCUACGACCGAGACCCGAAACACGCGGCGCCAAGACGAAUACUCGGCGUGGAACGACCUGUGUGCGAUUCUCGAAGACGUCCUGACCCAGGUCUACGAGCGGCGGUCCAUCACGGCAGAGGUGGUCGACAAGAUUGGACAGCACCAGAGGGAAUGGGCAGACGGGCACACCAGGGCCCAGGCGACGGCGCAACCGGCGACGGCAGCACCGGACAUUGGCACCCUCCACAUGAAGCAAAUGUACUACUGGACCAUCAUGCUGCUCACGCGGCCGUUCCUGAUCGAGCGAGUCGUGGCCCACGUCCACCAGACGCCAAACAACAACCUCGGGCGCUGUGCGCUGCCGGACCUGUCCGUGUCCAAGACGCUCGUGUACGCCUGCGUCAACUCGGCCAUCAAGACCAUCCGCCUGCUCGAGCCCCUGGCGCGGCGUGCAGACGUCCCAGCCCGGCUGCCGCUGCUCGUCGACGCCGCGUUCCACUCUGCCCUGACUGUCGGGCUGGCCCAUUUUGGCGACUUGCACCUCGUUUUCCCGCUGGCGAAGCAUCUCGACCUGGCGCACUCGAUUCUGUCCGCGUUUUCCGACGACCCCGUCGCUUCGCGCAACGCCGCCAUUGUCUCGUUUCUCAUGGAGGUGUGCCAGCUUCACAUUGAAAGGCGACACGCGGCCAACAUGGACCUCGAGUGCGAGGCCAUUGGGAAGCUGUUUGGCCAGAUUGACCACCCCCGCGAGCAGACGGACCCGGGCCGGCCAGAGGAUGCUGGAGAAGCCGGCCCGUACGAUGGCGGUUUCCCCGACACGCACGCGUCCCCGGGUAACUUGCCCCUCGACGGACUGCCCGACGGCCAGUUACCAAACGCAAUCGGGGGUUCGGCGUCUGUCUAUGCGGGUUCUGGUGUCUCGCAGUCGCCGCCGCAGAUGAUUCCGGGUUUGGACCCGUUCGGGCCGGUGCCGACGGCUCUUGAUGGUUCACUCGCCGGUGACCCGCAGCUGUUUUGGCUCGACUUUGAAAAGGACGUUUCUUCCCUAUUUACAAUCAUUGGUCCGACUUGA